Octopus sinensis (East Asian common octopus) is the source of this 399-nucleotide messenger RNA. RefSeq lists its product as uncharacterized. The coding region runs from base 1 to 399 and encodes 132 amino acids. The record is from RefSeq and is a predicted model, not a curated record. The transcript has a single exon. Lineage: Eukaryota; Metazoa; Mollusca; Cephalopoda; Octopoda; Octopodidae.
AUGGCCAAGCUCGACCUCUGGAAAUGUCGAAUUCAGCAGGGAAAUACAGUCAGUUUUAGUUACUUGGAUUAUGUUCUCAUUCACGGUAACCAUAAUUCUAAGUUAAAGAAACAAAUAAUCACCCAUCUAUCUGACUUGAAAACAGAAUUCAUCAGAUACUUCCUAGAUGCAGAUGAAAAGCGUGAAGCUUGGAAAUUCCUCAGGAACCCAUUUCAGCGUGAAGUGACUGAUGUUUUGGAUGACGUGCAAAAGGAGUUUCUUGAGCUGAAGUUCAACUCUCCAGCUAAAGAAGACUUCAAAGAACUGGAUUUUGAAACGUUUUGGAUCAAGUACCUUUCUGUUUACCCUCUGGUAUCACAUCAGGCUCUUCGGAUUUUAGCUAUGUUUGGAUCCACGUAA